GUGUCGCCACCAGGAAGUGACUUGCCGUCGCUAGGCUCGGCCUGGCAGGAUGUUGUCCUAAACAAAGUAGACUUAUCCCGCGGAUUGCCCACUCAUCAAUGGCACCAGUAGGCUGACCGUCACUCGACUAUCGACUUUUGGUUGAAACACAUACCCAAUUGUCAAUUUCACUUUGUCUGAAAUGGCUCCUGGAUAAAAAAAGAGAGAACAUUCCAGAAGCACCGGAGACUGCGAGGUUGCGAGUGCGGCCAAGAGCGGAGUGGCCUGCUGUCGCGAAGAAAGCUUUGCAGCUGGUGGGAACGGGCAGCGAGUCGCCGCUCAUUCUGUAAACGCAAAACAACAAAUUACCCCUCCUCAAAUUGACCCUUGGUUCCCUUCCCUAUUCCCCUUCCUGAUUGUGUUCUGAGAGAGGUCGGACCAAUAUCAUCGCCAAGAUAGCUGGGCCAGGCAGGAAGCGGCACACCUCAGAUCCAGACCCCAGCAGCGGUAGUGAAUCCGGUGACGGGCGGCCCCUUAGCGCCAAGUGUCUGAAGAUGUCCAGCGGCAGUGGUAACGGGGCCGCGGGCCGACGCAGCGGGGUUCAGAAUCAGCAGAGGGGAGGAGGUGACCAGUUGUCCUCCAGUGCCAGUAAGAAGAAGCAGAAAGACCGAGCGAACCAGGAGUCCAAAGAGGCCAAGAGAGCUGCUGCUGCUGCGGGAGUGGAUGGAGUCCUUGCAGAGGUCAAAAAGGAUGUCUUUGUGGAUUGGAAACAAAAUGCCAAUGAAGUGAUUAUCAAGUUGCGCUGUGGGGAAAGUGUGCAAAAGAUUGAGGAUGUCAACACAACCUUCACUGAUACACACUGUCAUGUGCACUUCUCAGAUGGUCGUGAGUGGACCUGCCAUUUGCAGGAGGAAAUCGAGGCCUCUUGUAGUAGGGUGCAAUACAAAGAGAAGGGAGGAUUUCUGUUGCUCAUCCUGCACAAGAAGAUCCCGAUUCACAUUUGGCCUUCGCUAAAAUGCAACAAGAAGGAGAAAGAAGUUGGACCCAUUGAGACUAAAAAUGCCAAGGCGCCGGCAACUGUAGCUUCAGAGUCACCAGAGCAUCUCGAGUUGUCCUGCCCGCUGACACAACGUCAAUCUCAGGCUCCCUCCUCCCCCUCACGCAACGCAUCAAGAUGCAGCGGCAGCAAAGCCGAGCGCACCGUCAAGCGCCACCUGAAACACAAACAACCAUCUGACAAAACCUCCACGGAGUCUGCGGCGACGACUUUGGGCGGCGGGGACGGCACGGGCGCUUCACCUAAGCCGGUCUCCAUUAAGAAAAGCAACCAGCAGUCCCGAGAGCCCAGUGCGAAGCGCACCAGUGCACAUCUUACCAGGAACACCAAGGAGGACAAGUCUUCUACUGAAAGAGACAUGGACUCAGCCCAGACUAGAACCUCUUAUGCACGCCUGCCUGCUGCCGAGCUCCCUCAAACGCCACACAGAGAUGGAGACGAGAGUUUAGACAGAUUAGUUUGUGAACAUGUACAUGGGAGCGAUGUUGCUGUCGCGAACAAGGUUCAGGAGGCAGAUAAACCAUCUGAUGCUCCAGACACACAGGACAGAGGCGCUAAAACUGGGGCCAGUGAAAACCAACCAGCAGUUCCUGUGAGCGCGAGUGACUCCCUGAAAACGUCGGGCUUCAACAACCAUCUUGACUCCGCCUUUCCAGAAAGGAGCACAGACAUCACGAAUGCCGAGCCGGAGAAAACGGCUCAGCUUCAGCAAUCUGUGCGAGACACUCAAACUCACCAACAGCUCGGUUCGAGAGGGGCCACCCCGGUUUCCUCUCGAGAUGUGUCUGCCGAACAAGAGCCAUCAACAGGUCUGACCCAGAUUGAAGGUAGCUGUGAUGGCGAGGAGAAGCGUGACCAGUCCAAAGAGGAGCCAGCCCCCAUAAAGCAACAGGAAGUGCCAGAGCCGAUGGUAAACCUGCAAUAUGUGAAGAAUGACUCGUACGAGAAAGGCACAGAUUUGAUGGUCGUGAACGUCUACAUGAAGAACAUCUGCAGGAACACAUCGAGGGUCAUUUUCAGGGAGCAGGAUUUCACCCUCAUCUUCCAGACAAGUGAUGCAAACUUUCUUCGGCUUCACCCGGACUGUGGACCAAACACGGUGUUCAAGUGGCAAGUGAAACUCAGGAAUCUGAUACAGCCAGAGCAGUGCUCCUACUCCUUCACCGUAUCCCGAGUGGACAUUACGCUGAAGAAGCGACACAGCCAACGCUGGGAGGGUCUCGAGGCCCCCGCCACACAAGGUGCAGUGGGUGGCGCCAAGGUGGCUGUGCCCUCGAGCCCCGCCUGCACAGAAAAGAGCAAACCUGGCAGCAGUCAGCACAGCCUGCCGAGCAAGGAGGAGCCCCCCAGGGUCAGUGAGGAGAAACCAAAGGCCCCUAAAGCCCCACCCAGAGUGGAGGACAGUGGUCUGGAUACUGUGGCUCCUCGUACAGUCUCUGACCACGUGGCCAUCCCUAAGCCAGAGCCCACUGUUCUGACGCCUAAGCCAACAUGCAUGGUGCAGCCCAUGACCCACGCACCCCCUGUUAGUAAUGAGCACCACGAGGAAGAGGAGGAGAAGAAGGUGUGCUUGCCUGGUUUCACAGGAUUGGUCAACCUCGGAAACACCUGCUUCAUGAACAGUGUCAUUCAAUCCCUGUCCAACACCCGAGAACUCAGGGAUUACUUUCAUGAUCGAGCGUUUGAGUCCGAAAUCAAUUGCAAUAAUCCAUUGGGAACAGGAGGCCGGCUAGCCAUUGGCUUUGCGGUGCUGCUCAGGGCUCUUUGGAAAGGAACCCACCAUGCCUUCCAACCCUCGAAGCUCAAGGCAAUUGUGGCCAGUAAAGCCAAUCAGUUUACAGGCUAUGCCCAGCAUGAUGCCCAGGAAUUCAUGGCCUUUUUACUUGACGGCCUCCACGAGGACUUGAAUCGUAUUCAGAAUAAGCCAUACACGGAGACGGUGGACUCCGAUGGUCGCUUGGACGAGGUGGUGGCAGAGGAAGCAUGGCAGAGGCACAAGAUGAGAAACGACUCAUUCAUCGUCGAUCUCUUCCAAGGCCAGUUCAAAUCCAAGCUUGUUUGUCCCACGUGCUCCAAGGUGUCGAUAACAUUUGACCCCUUCCUGUACUUGCCUGUCCCAUUGCCACAGAAACAAAAGGUGUUGUCAGUUUUCUACUUUGCCAAGGAACCGCAUAAAAAACCCAUUAAGUUUUUGGUGAGUGUGAGCAAGGAGAACUCCAGCACUGCAGAAGUCCUUGAGUCCAUCUCCAGGAGUGUUCGGGUCAAGGCUGAAAACCUCAGACUUGCAGAGGUGGGGAAGAACUGUUUCCAGCGAAUGUUUUUGCCCUCUCAUUCCCUGGACACCGUGUCGUCCUCAGACAUGUUGUUCUGCUUUGAGAUACUCUCCAAAGAUCUGGCCAAGGAGAGAGUCGUGUUGCUCCGAGUGCAGCAGAGACUACAGGUUCCCAAUAUCGCCAUCUCAAAGUGUGCCUCCUGCCUAAAGCCUCCAGUCUCUGAGGAAGAUAAACUGAAGCGCUGUACUCGCUGUUACAGUGUCGGCUACUGCAAUCAAUUGUGUCAAAAGACCCACUGGCCGAAUCACAAAGGUCAGUGUCGACCCAAUACCGAAAAUGUGGGUCUGCCAUUCCUGGUUAGUGUACCCGAAUCCCGGCUCUCCUAUAGCCGCCUCACUCAACUCCUGCAUGGCUAUUCCAGGUUUUCAGUCAAUGUGUUCCAGCCUCCUUUCCAGUCAGAGAGGACAUCCCCCGAAAUAUCUCCAGCACUCCCGCCACCACCAGCAGGUUCUCUUGGUGAUACAGGCUCAGGAGAUGAGGCCAUGGGCGGAAGCAGUACUCCAGAAUUAACUGACUGCAGACCCAAGAAUAGCACUCCGAUGCUUGACCCCCCGAAACCACACGCCUAUACCUCAUCCCAUGAUUCUGGUGAUGCUAUUCGCCCUACUUCCCCCCAGACGUUUCUCUCCACCACACAGACGUCAGACUCUGGGUUCUCAGAGUCCAUCUCCUCUCCUUCCUGCUGCUCUCCGGACACCCAUAUUGAAAAAGAAACGUCUUGUGAGAAGGCAGUACGGCCAGAAGCCGCAGUAGCCGGGUAUCAACAACCUAAUGAUCCAUCUUCGGGGCACGCUGGUCAGUUCUACAUCAUUCUGCUGGAUUCAAACAACAAGGAGCAGAGACUGGACGAGAAAGAAGAUAGUCUAAUCGACUUACCUGAUGAUGCAACCGUGGAGCUGGUGUGGAAAAACAACGAGCGUCUAAAGGAGUAUGUCCUAGUGAGCGCAAAGGAGCUGGAGUAUGAGGAGGAUCCCAGUUCUUUGAGUGAGACAGCCAGGGCGGGGCACUUCACCCUGGAGCAGUGCCUCAACCUCUUCACUAAGCCGGAGGUGUUGGCACCAGAAGAGGCAUGGUACUGUCCAAAGUGCCAGCAGCACCGCGAGGCUUCCAAACAACUGCUUCUGUGGCGUCUUCCCAACAUUUUGAUCAUCCAACUGAAACGCUUCAGUUUCAGGAGUUUCAUCUGGAGAGACAAGAUUAAUGACAUGGUUGACUUUCCUGUCAGAAAUCUGGAUCUGAGUAACUUCUGCAUUGGUCAGAAGGAUGAGAUGCAGCACCCACCUAUCUACGACCUGUAUGCAGUCAUCAACCACUAUGGUGUGAUGAUCGGUGGUCACUACACCGCCUACGCUCGCUUGCCAAGUGACAGAAAUAGCCAGCGCAGUGAUGUUGGCUGGCGUUUGUUUGAUGACAGCACUGUUACGAUGGUGGAGGAGAGCCAGGUGGUGACGCGAUACGCCUACGUCCUUUUCUACCGUCGUCGAAAUUCCCCCGUGGAGCGGCCGCCGCGCUUCCUCAGACCCGUCGGAGCGGACUCUCCCCCUGCGAUGGGAGCAACUGCCAGUCAGGCCUCUCUAAUAUGGCGGGAACUGGAAGAAGACGAAGAGGGUCAUGAUGAAGCGCCGCACAGACCUUUCUUCUCGGGGCUACGACGGCGACAAGCCCCGAGGACAAGAGAUGAGGACAGAUCAGAAGGGCACCGUCAACACACGGGGAGGAUGUCAGAUUGUCCUGAUGACGAUCGUGCGCGAUAUUUUGUUCUGGGAACCCUGGCUGCCGUGUUUGCCCUUAUGCUCAACUUGAUCUACCCACUUAUUUACAAAUCGAACUAGGCCUGAAUCACAGCUGGUGGAUGAAUUGCUCUGGAGUUGCGCUUGAAAACUCAAACAUCGGCGUUUUGUGUGGAAGCCAUCUCAGCUGUGAUAGUACAGUGGAUCGUCCUCAUGUGAUUUAAAAACAACAACAACAACAACAACAACAAAAAACGCUUAUUAAAAAAAGAAUAUGAUCAGAAAGGAGAGCAAAAAUCCAGAACCCGAAAACUUGGCAAAACAAUAGAAAGCAACUCGGUGUCAGCUGAGCUCCCUCGCGUCCCAGUCCUCACCUUGAAUCACUCAUUGUAUAAUGCAAUGAUUACCCAAAAGCCUUUGCCUCUGUUCAGAGGCACGCAUUUUAUUCCCUUUUGAUUAUAAUGAGUCCUAUAUUUGACAGAUGUAAAAAAAAUAUUUAAUCUCUUUGUUAGGGGUGUCGGUCUUAAUGAUGGGUCUCUGUACGCUUGGGGUGGGUGGAACUGUAAGCAAAAAAAAAAAAAAAAAGAAGCCUAAAAAGCUGUUGUUGACAGACGCUUAACACUCUGCACUAUGCCUUGUUAAUGUACGCCAUCUCGAUGGUAUGAUGUCACUUUAUUUACUGCGCAGCUGUUGGGAAUCCGAUACGCCUGAUCAGUCGUUACCCAGUCUGAGCACUGCUAUGGUAAACUGAACUGUUCUACAAGUUGAACAUGUGGCUUAAUCGAAAAAUGGUAACGAUAACCACAGAAAAUAAAUAAAAUGGUAACCUAGGGGCAUAUUCUCCCAUUUGCACGUUUUU
Molecule: messenger RNA, 5958 nt
Organism: Hippocampus zosterae (dwarf seahorse)
Lineage: Eukaryota; Metazoa; Chordata; Actinopteri; Syngnathiformes; Syngnathidae
Gene: usp19
Product: ubiquitin specific peptidase 19
Exons: 26
Coding region: 534-5201 (1555 amino acids)
Biological process (GO): protein deubiquitination
Molecular function (GO): cysteine-type deubiquitinase activity
Source: RefSeq, a predicted model, not a curated record